CAAAGACCUUAAUUCAGAGAAGAGCCCAUUUCAACGUACUUACGCAGCUCAGAUUAAAAGAUGUGGAGAGAUGGCACGAAAAAUACGUUUCUUCAGAGAUCAAAUGUCAAAAGCAGGAGUUCCUGCCAAGGAAAUGCUAGUGAAAGAAAAUGACAUUGACUUGGAUGAUGUUGAGGUAAAGCUUGGAGAGCUAGAAGCUGAACUUGUUGAAAUCAAUGCGAAUAAUGACAAGUUGCAGCGCUCCUAUAAUGAGCUUAUGGAGUACAAGUUGGUUCUUCAGAAGGCUGGUGAGUUCUUUUCUUCUGCUCAUAGAAGUGCCACAGAUCAACAAAGUGAGAUAGAAUCACAACAAGCAGGUGAAGAUCUGCUGGAGUCUCCUUUGUUACAGGAAGAGAAGUCCAUUGAUUCGACAAAGCAAGUAAAGCUUGGAUUUCUUACCGGAUUAGUGCCUCGUGAAAAGUCUAUGGUGUUUGAGAGGAUUCUAUUCCGUGCGACUAGGGGCAACAUCUUUAUCCGACAGACUGUCAUUGAGGAGCCGGUCAUUGAUCCCAACACUGGGGAGAAGGCUGAGAAAAAUGUUUUUGUUGUCUUCUAUUCCGGGGAAAGAGCGAAAAGCAAAAUUCUUAAAAUAUGUGAAGCUUUUGGGGCUAAUCGUUAUCCUUUCAGUGAGGACCUUGGAAAACAAGCUCAAAUGAUAACCGAGGUUUCGGGUCGAUUAUCAGAGCUUAAAACCACGAUAGAUGCUGGGUUAGGUCAACGUAACAUUCUUUUGCAGACCAUUGGAGAUAAGUUUGAGCUAUGGAACCUCAAGGUACGCAAAGAGAAAGCUAUCUAUCAUACAUUGAACAUGCUUAGUCUUGAUGUGACGAAGAAGUGCCUCGUGGCCGAGGGCUGGAGUCCUGUCUUUGCAUCAAAUGAAAUUCAAGAUGCAUUACAGCGUGCUGCCGUUGAUUCCAAUUCUCAAGUUGGAUCAAUUUUCCAGGUCCUAAGGACCAAAGAGUCACCACCAACUUAUUUUCGCACAAACAAAUUUACUUCUGCAAUCCAGGAAAUUGUUGAUGCGUAUGGUGUGGCCAAGUAUCAGGAAGCCAAUCCAGGUGUAUUCACAAUUGUUACCUUCCCCUUCCUUUUCGCUGUUAUGUUUGGUGAUUGGGGGCAUGGAAUAUGUAUUCUGCUUGCAACGAUGUACUUGAUAUUGAGAGAAAAGAAACUUUCCAGCCAGAAACUUGGGGAUAUUAUGGAAAUGGCUUUUGGUGGGCGUUAUGUCAUUUUGAUGAUGUCACUCUUCUCAAUAUACACUGGUCUAAUCUACAACGAGUUCUUCUCUAUACCAUACCCAUUGUUUGCUCCUUCAGCCUAUGAUUGCCGUGAUACCUCUUGCAGCGAGGCUACAACAAUUGGUUUGAUAAAGGUCAGAGACACUUAUCCAUUUGGUCUAGAUCCUGUGUGGCAUGGAAGUCGCAGCGAGCUGCCAUUCCUGAACUCGCUGAAGAUGAAAAUGUCAAUCCUUCUCGGAGUUUCUCAAAUGAACCUCGGAAUCAUAAUGAGCUACUUUAAUGCUAGAUUCUUCAAAUCAAGUGUAAAUAUAUGGUUCCAGUUCAUUCCCCAAAUGAUAUUCUUGAACAGCUUGUUUGGCUAUCUCUCGGUCCUCAUCAUCAUAAAGUGGUGCACUGGUUCUCAAGCAGAUUUGUAUCAUGUAAUGAUAUAUAUGUUCCUGAGCCCAAUGGACGAGUUAGGAGAGAAUCAACUGUUCCCUCACCAGAAAACAGUGCAGCUUCUGCUUCUCUUUCUGGCCCUUGUUUCUGUUCCGUGUAUGUUGCUUCCAAAGCCGUUCAUCUUGAAGAAACAACAUGAAGCUAGGCAUCAAGGUCAGUUAUACGCACCUCUUGACGAGACAGACGAGAGUCUUCAUGUAGAGACAAGCGGAGGAUCCCAUGGGCAUGAGGAGUUUGAAUUCAGCGAGAUAUUUGUGCAUCAGCUGAUUCACACCAUAGAGUUUGUGCUUGGAGCUGUUUCCAACACCGCUUCUUACCUGCGUUUAUGGGCUCUCAGUCUUGCCCACUCAGAGCUAUCAUCAGUCUUCUAUGAGAAGGUCCUCCUUCUCGCUUUUGGUUACAACAAUGUGUUGAUCUGGAUCGUUGGGAUCAUCGUGUUCAUAUUCGCGACCGUGGGAGUGUUGCUGGUGAUGGAGACACUAAGCGCGUUCCUUCACGCGCUGCGUCUCCACUGGGUUGAGUUUCAGAACAAAUUCUACGAAGGAGAUGGUUACAAGUUCGCUCCUUUCACUUUCGUUUUCACCGCAAACGAAGACGAGUGAUGUGAUUCAUUCCUCUCAUACGCUGCAUUUUGCAUAUAUAAGGUACAAACAUGUUUGAUUUCUUUCUAUUAAAAUCCAAUAUAUUUU
This is a messenger RNA of Arabidopsis arenosa, 2404 nucleotides long. The record is from the annotation of a GenBank genome assembly. NCBI's taxonomy places the organism in Eukaryota, Viridiplantae, Streptophyta, Magnoliopsida, Brassicales, Brassicaceae.